Messenger RNA from Cryptosporidium muris RN66, 855 nucleotides. Its product is annotated as dehydrodolichyl diphosphate synthase protein, putative. Gene Ontology annotation, biological process: polyprenol biosynthetic process. Bases 1 to 855 code for a protein of 284 amino acids. Gene Ontology annotation, molecular function: ditrans,polycis-polyprenyl diphosphate synthase [(2E,6E)-farnesyl diphosphate specific] activity. NCBI's taxonomy places the organism in Eukaryota, Apicomplexa, Conoidasida, Eucoccidiorida, Cryptosporidiidae. Gene Ontology annotation, cellular component: endoplasmic reticulum. The transcript has a single exon. The record is from RefSeq and is a predicted model, not a curated record.
AUGUGGAAGAUGGUUAAAUACUGUUUUUCUGUAUUUCUUCGUAACUUAACCCCUAAUCAUGUUGCAUUUAUACUAGAUGGAAAUCGUCGGUAUGCCCGUCUCCACUCUUUUGAAUCUGUAAUAGAUGGACAUAAGAAGGGAGCUGAAGUAGUAUUAAAUAUUAUACCAUUAUUAAAGAGUUUAGGAAUUAAGUAUGUCUCUCUCUUCAUCUUCUCAAGAGACAACUUUCUACGAAAAGGAGAAGUCGAAAAUAUGAUGGAACUUCUACAUCGGAAUUUUCAUAAGGAGAAACAAUGGCUGUAUAAUCUUAAUGCCAAAAUCCUGAUAUCGGGAGACAUGAAUCUUUUACCAGAGAAUAUAAAAGCUAUACUUAAUGAAAUAGUAAAUGAAACAAAAGACAAAAAUGAAAUGAUCCUAAAUUUAUGUUGUGCUUACUCAUGUUCUACAGAAAUUGAGACGUCUUUGAGAACAUUUAGUAAGGAAUUUGUAGAUAUAAGAGAAGAUAUAAAAGAUAAUAAUCAUAGAAAUGUGAUGAAAUCUACAAAGCUUGGAUGUAUUACAGAUAGAAACAAGCUAUUCUAUGUGAAAUUUGAGGAUCUAUAUGAUUGUGAUGUAGAUUCACAUAUAUUGAACUAUAAACUAAAGAUUCGAGAAUUUUGGCAGUGUCUAUAUAAUCCUCAGAUCCCACCACCUAAAAUUCUUAUUAGAACCUCUGGCGAAACUCGUCUUUCAGAUUUCUUAUUCUAUCAAGCCUGUUUCAAUACCAAGAUCUAUUUUAUUGAGACACUAUGGCCUGCUAUAAAUCGCUUUACUAUUAUAUUUGUGAUUAUCCAUUAUUUACUAUUUUAUAAUUGA